AUGACUACACCAUUUGAUGGGCAGGUUCCUCAGCCAGGGCAAUGGCCAGUGGAUCCCCAAGAGGAUAUGCCGGUAUCUGAAGGCAGGAUCUGGGUUGAUGGCUGCUUCGACUUUACUCACCACGGACACGCCGGAGCAAUGCUUCAGGCUCGUAAACUUGGAAACCAACUAGUCGUUGGGAUACACUCAGACGAAGCGAUCCUUGAGAACAAGGGUCCGACUGUCAUGAACCUAAGGGAACGAGUGGCUGCAGUAGAUGCUUGUCGUUGGGCCACUCAGAGCAUCCCGCAUGCUCCGUAUGUCACCCAAUUGCCCUGGGUGUCUCACUACGGAUGCCGUUACGUUGUCCAUGGCGAUGACAUCACCUCCGAUAGCAAUGGAGAAGACUGUUAUCGAUUUGUCAAAGCAGCCGGGAGGUUUAAGGUGGUCAAAAGAACACCUGGAAUUUCUACUACAGAUCUCGUUGGCCGGAUGCUACUGUGCACCAAGGGUCACUUCAUUAAAUCUGUGAAAAGGACGCUCAAUGGAGAAGAGGGAUCAGGCAACGCGGAAGAGCGAAAAGCGUUUGCCGUCGAUCUUCUACAGAGAAUCCAAGACUACGCUACUGAUGAAUCUGGGCUUAAACCCGGACCACAAGUCUGGACGUGGAUUGGCUCUCAAUCAGCGAAGCUGGAUCAUAUGAUCGAGGAAGCUGGUUCCUUUGACAAACUUGUGGGCGGGAAAGGCCCUAAGCCAGGGCAGCGAAUUGUAUAUGUUGAUGGUGGCUUUGAUCUUUUUUCGUCCGGACAUAUUGAGUUCCUUCGACAGGUUCUGCAUAGCGAAGAGAAGGUCGGCCUUGAGCGUGGCUGGUAUGAGUCUGACCGGCAACAGCAGAGGCUCAGAGACCAUGGGGAGGAUUUUGGUCCUGCUUACAUCAUUGCAGGAAUUCAUGAUGAUGAUGUGAUCAACCAUUGGAAAGGACUGAAUUACCCCAUUAUGAACAUCUUUGAGAGGGGCCUCUGUGUGCUACAAUGUCGUUACAUUCAUGCCGUCAUUUUCUCGGCUCCUUUCUCACCCAGUCAGUCUUAUUUGGGAGCAUUCCCCUUUGGCACCCCGAAUGCCGUGUACCACGGUCCCACGACUUUCAUUCCUCUCACGUAUGAUCCUUAUACUGGCCCAAAGAAAAUGCAAAUAUUCAACACCAUUGAGAAUCACGCCUUUCAGCAUGUAAAUGCUGGGGAGAUUGUGGAAAGAAUAUUGAAGAGCCGCGAAGCGUAUGAAGAACGGCAGCGCGCCAAACUGCAAAAGGGAAUUGUUGAAGAUUUGGUCAAAUCAAAAGAGACUAUGUCUCAAUAG
Molecule: messenger RNA, 1335 nt
Organism: Penicilliopsis zonata CBS 506.65
Lineage: Eukaryota; Fungi; Ascomycota; Eurotiomycetes; Eurotiales; Aspergillaceae
Exons: 4
Coding region: 1-1335 (444 amino acids)
Biological process (GO): phosphatidylethanolamine biosynthetic process
Cellular component (GO): cytoplasm
Molecular function (GO): ethanolamine-phosphate cytidylyltransferase activity
Source: RefSeq, a predicted model, not a curated record